CCUAUCCUUCUACUUUUCUUCUUCUUCUCUUCAGCAAAACUUUUUUUUUUUCCUCUGGUAGAAAGUUUUUGUUGUAUUGCUUUAGCAAGAAGCAAGACUCCUCUUAUUUGUACCUUUCUCUUUGUCAUUCAAGAACCACUCCAUUUUUCUUUCCUUCAAUUUUCAUUUCUCUAUAGAUUUGAUUCCUUCAUUCAUUAAACUUCUGUUUGAAAUUUUCUUGAAUUCAAUAUUUAGUAAUUUUUUGAUUAUUAUUAUUUUCCUUUUUUUUGUAGAUUUGAUUCCUUCACUCAUUAAACUUCUGUUUGAAAUUUUCUUGAAUUCAGUAUUUAGUAAUUUUGAUUAUUAUUUUUUUUUCAUUUUUUUGUAGAUUUGAUUCUAACACACGUUCAUGUUCUUUUCCUUGCAGAGAAACUCGUCCAUGGAAUCACCGGGAAGCAAAUCCUCCACCGUCAAGAAGGCAGAGUUUCCGCCUCGCCGCGGAAGAGUGAAGAGAGAGAUCUUUGGCGUUUUGGCCAGUUCCAUCUUUUCCGCCGCCGUGUUAGCCGGUGGAGUGUUCGGCAAGAACGUCGGAGGUGGUGGCUCUUCUUCCUCCACCGCCACUCCUCCGAGCGGAUACACCUCCGACCAGAACAGCGAAACCAUUUGAAGCAAGAAAACAUAUAAAGAUAUAAUUACGAAAGUGCCACUGGUUUAUUUCACCACCAUGGCAUGAUGACACACAAUACUAUGCGGCUCUGUUCGUUUUUGAAAACAGAACGCAUCCUUUAUCCAUAUUCGGUUCGGUUUAUUAUUUGUGGUUUGUUUUAAUUUGGUGUGGUACGCCCGGUUUAACUUCUGUUUUUUCGUGGGUUAAACUUGGUGUACGUUUUAAUUUGCUUUGUUAAACAAAACUAUCUCCCUAAUCUGUUGUUUCUACGUGUUUUUUUUAAGUGGAGUAAUGAUGUCCUCAGGGAGAUAUUUUGUUUUGGGUUUGCUUUGGUUUGGAUCACCUUGUAUAAGUUUGCUUUUUUUUUUAAUGUCUGUUUGUAUUCUAAAUGCAAUGUAUAUUUAAGCGUGUUUUGUA
Molecule: messenger RNA, 1063 nt
Organism: Eruca vesicaria subsp. sativa (arugula)
Lineage: Eukaryota; Viridiplantae; Streptophyta; Magnoliopsida; Brassicales; Brassicaceae
Source: the annotation of a GenBank genome assembly